GAUCGAUGGUACAAAUGGGCGUGCCUCAAGGCUCAAUUCUCGGCCCCUUUCUGUUUCUUGUAUACAUUAAUGACUUACCUUACAUAGUAGGGGAUAACCAUGAUAUAGUAUUAUUUGCAGAUGACACUUCUUUAAUUUUCAAAUUAAGUCGACAAUUACUAAAAUAUGACGAAGUAAAUAAUGCUAUAUCUAAAUUAGUAAAUUGGUUCGAUGUUAAUAAUUUGCAUUUAAAUGGCACUAAAACAAAAUGUAUGAAAUUCGUGACUCCAAAUGUCAAACAAUUAAAUACUAAUGUAAUUUUAAAUGGGGAGAAACUGAGUCUUGUAGAUACCACCAUUUUUCUUGGAAUCACACUAGACGCGAAGCUUCAAUGGAGCCCCCAUAUAUCAAAACUAGCAAGCAGACUUAGUUCUGCAGCAUAUGCUGUAAAAAAGAUUAGAAGUCUAACCAGUGUUGAAACAGCUAGACUAGUUUACUUCAGCUACUUCCAUAGCAUAAUGUCGUAUGGUAUUUUGCUAUGGGGACACGCAGCUGACACUGAAAUUAUAUUUGUUUUGCAAAAGAGGGCCAUAAGAGCAAUUUAUGAUUUAAAGCCUAAAGAGUCGCUGCGACAAAAAUUUAAGGAAAUUAAUAUAUUAACUUUGGCCUCUCAAUACAUUUAUGAAAAUGUAAUGUACGUACACAAAAAUAAAAGUAGUUUUACAAAAAUAAGUGAUAUUCAUUCUGUAAAUACUAGGAACAGACACAAGCUAGUAGUAUCAGUUACUCGACUCCAUCGAGUCAGUAAUUCAUUCUUGGGGCGAUGUAUACGCUUUUACAACAAAAUUCCAGAAAAUAUACAAAGUUUGACCUGUUCAAAGUUCAAAAACUUUAUUAAACUAAGUUUGUAUAAAAAGGGUUAUUAUAAUAUUAAGGAAUUUAUGGAUGAUAAUAACCCCUGGAAAUGAGGUGAUCGCUACCAAGCUAUUUCUAAUUUGUUGUGUUGUUAAUUUGUGUAACAUCAUGAUUGUAAGCUGUUAUUUUUAAAAAAAAAGUCCCGCUGGGUUUCUUGCUGGUUCUUCCCAGGACAGAGGUUUUUUCCGAACCAGUGGUAAUCAAACAAAAGAGUGACUUUCAAUAAGUAUUAUUUAUAAUCUAUAUUGAAUAAAAAAGUUUCUGUUUCUGUUUCUGUUUCUGUUUCAAAUUAAUUUAUCUCAUACUUAUUUCUAUCUUAUGUCUUCGAAUAACAUACAAUCAGAAUCAGACGGCGAAGUUUUCGUUCUUCACUCGCUAUCACUUACGAGUAAGUUCAUUUAAAAUAACAUUAAAAUUGACUUAAUAAACAUAAUAAUAAUUUAAUUUAAUUAACAAAAAGGUAAAAAAAGUUUGGGCUCGUCCGGGAUUUGAACCCGGGACCUCUCGCACCCUAAGCGAAAAUCAUACCCCUAGACCAACGAGCCGCUGGCUAACACACCUCAAAAUUGCAAAUGUAUUAAAAAGACACAUUGCUCCAUACCGUUGCAAUUGACAACCAAUAAUACUAAGAAACAGGAAAAUAUAUAAGUAGUUUAGUAUUAUUCAUUCUGCCAUUGAACUUGUUGAAUUCAAUGUUGUAGGUGUGGAACUGUUUUGCUAUUUUUUAAGGAUGAAAAGUGAUACCUAUUAUCAAGUCAUGCCGUAUUGAAAUCUACGAUAAAACGGGCUAUCUUUUGAAGUAUAACUUGCCUAGGGUAGUACAGUAUGUUUUUUUUUAAUUAAUAGACAAAAUUAGGUGAUCUUAUUUUUUCAACUACAACUAAAAAACACUACGUUAAUUUUAACUAACAUAGCAACCUUUUUUUGCUUGAUUUGUGACUGCGAUUAAUAGCACGUUUAUUUAAGACCACGUUACUGAAAAAAUCACUGUAUCGAGAAAGUGGUCACAAUACCUAAUGAUAUGAUAUAAGGUGUCGAUUUUCCUUAUUUUCAUACAUUUGUCAAUUAUUAUAUUUUUAUUUUAUUUUUCCCCGGGCUGGUACGAAGACCCCUCCCGCCCCGUGCCCGAUACACGUUGAGUUUCGGGACACGUUGUAUCAAGGUCCGACUAACGGCGGUCGGCGUCGGCGGCAGUACGCAGCGCGCGCCAGUUCUAGUGACACGUAUUGUGAGAACGAAAAGUUAAAUAAAAUGAAGUCCUGUGUGGUGAAAUCAUGUAAAAACUACAUGAAUAAAUUUAAAAAAUUACAAGGAAUCACCUAUCACGAGUUUCCACGAAAUGCAAGUCGUAAAGAUGAAUGGGUCCGGGUUAUACGAAACUGUAGAGGAGAUAUCGAUUGGAAGCCAUCAACUGCCAGCACCGUGUGCAGUGCGCAUUUUGACGACGCCGAUUUUAUAACAACAGCAAAGGGAUUACGUUGCUUAAGGCCGCAUGCUAUUCCAAAAAAGGUUUCCUAAAACCAAUGAAGUAUGGAGAAAAAUGUUAAUUAAUAUAAUUAGAGAGAGUAGAAACGAAAAUGAUUGGCUUCCGUCGAAAUCGAGUGUAAUUUGCAGCGAUCAUUUUGAUACUGAAGAUUUAUACACAACGAAAGAAGGAAGACUUAAAGUUACUACUUAUGCAGUACCAAAAAAGUUACUAUCGUCGAACCUUCAAAAAAUCCAAAAGCAACAAACACCUACUAUGCCUACGCCUACGCCUAGGCCUACUAUCCUGCAGGAAUCAUCAAAUGUUGAAGGAGUAGCAAAAGCUCCACUGACGUCAACAACGCUAAGCACGAUAUCGACUCAGUCGCAAGUACCGGUAUUCGAAAAGGUAUACGUAAAGGAAGAAUUAAUAGAAUAUUGUCGAUUAUGUGCCGCUUCAGAUUGCGAUGGCGGGCUAUUAAACCUUCAGAGUGACGAUUCUUUAAAAAAUCUUGUAGUAAAAAUGGUAAAAAGGUUGAACACUUAUAUUGACUUCAGCCAAGAACAUCUUCCAACAACCAUUUGUCCUGCGUGCGUCAAGGCGUUAUAUACGGCUUAUGACUUCGUUGUUGGCAUAGACCAGGCGCAGAUAACUCUCAAUAAUAAGCUGAUCCAGAAUGACAUACGUCAAAUGCCAGGAAAUAGGAAUCUUGACAACAACCUGAAUUCAUCUAGCACGUCUUUACAGCAGAUUUCAACAAAUGAAGGGACAGAGGCGAAUGAUUUUGAGCAGAAACCGCUACCUAUGCCGAGCACGAGCGUUCUUUUGCCACAAGUAUCAACCAACAAUGCACCAGCAACAAGCAAAAUUGAGCAGCCACCAGUAAUUGAAUCAAAAUUAAACUUGCCUUAUUUGCUGGAUUCUGUCGAGAAACGAUGGAAGUACUCGUACGAUCUCAAAAAGGAAAGGCAGAAAAUUG
This is a messenger RNA of Parnassius mnemosyne (clouded apollo), 3338 nucleotides long. Lineage: Eukaryota; Metazoa; Arthropoda; Insecta; Lepidoptera; Papilionidae. The record is from the annotation of a GenBank genome assembly.